Messenger RNA from Aspergillus bombycis, 372 nucleotides. RefSeq names its product acetyltransferase. The transcript has a single exon. The record is from RefSeq and is a predicted model, not a curated record. Lineage: Eukaryota; Fungi; Ascomycota; Eurotiomycetes; Eurotiales; Aspergillaceae. The annotation marks the transcript as partial.
AUGCCCUCCAUCCUCGAAGACCCCACCACCACCCUCCCCGCCCCUCAACCCGCCCAACAAGCCUCCCAAACCCUAACCCCCCGACCAGCCCACUUGAAAGAUGGCUCCCCCGUAACGCUGUACCCGGUGGCCAACGGCCCACAAAGCGUCCCCGCGGACCUGGUUGCGCUGCUGCAGCGCGAGUUCAGCGCCGAGAUCCAGGCCGGGUGCACGUAUCCGAUGGAGGAGCCGAUGACGCUGGAGCGCUUCGCGGAGUACUGGUUCGGGACGUUUGCCGUGGUGGCUGUCCUUGGAGAGGAGGAGGGGCUUCGCGAGGGCCGCGAUUGGGAGAGGGAGUGUUUGGGAACGUUUUAUAUUAAGCCUAAUUAUCCU